UCAAAUACUCCAGUUGCUUCUCCCCCUUUCCGUCGCCAUCCUGAGAGCGCAGCGGAGGAGGAGACGUAGCGGACUCUGUAGGGUUUUUCAGUGAUGUGUGUCUAGGCAGCGGGACCUCGUGGAAAGAAAAGGGCAUUUUUUAAAUUUAUUUGAACGGACUCUCUGUGUUUCGGUUGCGCUUGGAAAAACCACAGAGUGAUAUUUGUGCUCGAGAAACUCGGUUCGAGAAAGAGGGAGGCGUGAAAGGAAAACUUUUUGUGCCAAGGUGAAGAAAUCGAGGUUUGUUGUUGCGAACGAGUCUCAAGGCAAAAGUUGGGGAUGUCUCUCUCGGUACCUCAGAACGGUGUAAAGGGGGAUAACGAACCCGUCAUCGAGCUUUUUGUGAAGGCGGGCAGUGACGGAGAAAGUAUCGGCAACUGUCCAUUUUCUCAGCGUCUCUUCAUGAUCCUGUGGCUGAAGGGUGUGGUCUUCAAUGUCACCACUGUGGACCUUAAGAGAAAACCAGCUGAUCUGCAGAAUCUGGCCCCAGGAACCCAUCCUCCCUUCAUCACCUUUAAUGGAGAGGUCAAAACAGAUGUCAACAAGAUCGAAGAGUUCCUAGAGGACGUCCUCUGCCCUCCAAAGUACUCUAAACUUGGCGCCAAACACCCAGAAUCCAACACUGCAGGGAUGGAUAUAUUUGCCAAGUUCUCUGCCUUCAUCAAGAAUUCAAAACCUGAUGCCAAUGAGGGUUUGGAGAGGGGACUGCUGAAGACCUUGCAGAAGUUGGAUGAGUACCUGUGCUCUCCUCUGCCGGACGAGAUCGACCACAACAGCAUGGAGGAAGUGAAGGCCUCCACACGCAGGUUCCUAGAUGGUGAAGAGAUGACACUGGCUGACUGCAACCUGCUGCCCAAACUCCACAUCGUUAAGGUGGUGGCAAAGAAGUACAGAGGUUUUGAAAUCCCUGAAGACAUGACGGGCAUCUGGAGGUACCUGAACAAUGCCUACAAGCGCGAAGAGUUCACCAACACUUGUCCCAGUGACAAGGAGAUUGAAAUCGCCUACGCUGAUGUAGCAAAGCGGCUUGUCAAUUAAUGGCUCAAAAUCUCCUCCACUCCGCUCCCUGCGCUGGGACUGUUAAUUUUCCAUCACACGAGAAAGAGAAAAAAAACAAGCUAUGGACUCCUUAUUUCCUUCUCUUUUAUUUAGAGUAAAUACCCACUGCAUGAUUGCUCCUUCCCCCGUUACAGCUCUUUAGGACAUAUCAAUAAUUUUCAGUGCGGCUGAAAGCUUUUUUCAGACUUUUUUUUUUCUUUUUGUCUUAGUUUAAGUGUUAAAGCAGGAAGUGCCAGAUACUGUCGGCGUAUCGAUGGCUGAUAGUGUGAGCGUGUGGCUCACGUAUAUCUAUUCCUCUCACCCACACUAUGUAGCAAUAAGAGUGGGUUCACCAGCCUUUUGUUUUAUGGAUUUAAAAUAUGAAAAAAGAUGCUUUUCUAAGCUUGCAAAGUGAACAGUUGACACACUUUUUUUGUUUUGUUUCUAUCUAAAUGCAUUUGAACAGUGUUGAAAGCUCCAGUGUUUAUUUUCAGAGAGUUUUAGAGAGCAGUGUAGCACCGAAGUCUCAAAAGAUCCUUUAUUGAAGUUUAAAAUGAAGUGCAUAUUGACUUGCGUUGAUAUCAGAAGGCUGACACUUAAAUAUGAAGUUCAUAUACACAUUAGUCUUCAGUUGUUUGCAAAAAUGGCACCUCAUACCAUGUAAAUUAGCAGCACCUGUGGCCUUUUUAUGAAGGAAAGACCUCGUUAACAGAAACUAUAGAUACAUGAAGAGAUUCUAUAGAUCUGCCUUAUUCACUGUAGAUUCAUUAUUUAACAUAAAAAGUGCUGCACUGUCAUAACUGCAUUUCAUGGCAUGAAACACAUGAAGGGAAACACCUGUGUAGAUCUACAUCACUUGCACUUCAUGUGAAGUGUCCUUAAUUUGAAUAGUAGCAAAAUGGGAUUUUCUUUUUUUAAAUAAAUGGUUUAAAUAGACAAGGAGCAUCUCAUUUAAAGAAGCUGAGUUUUUAAGAUGUGGUGCUAUCAAAAGACUGUAUAGACAGAAAAAAUGCUUUAUAGCCUUACCAAGUUAGCCUACCAAGUUUGAUUAAAGGCUCAGAGUAAAAUACUGCAUUAUAUGUUGAUACAACAUUGAAAGUAAGCUUGUAGUUUCUGAUUUGGUUGUUAAUGGAAGUUUAUAAAUGAAAGAAACUGGUUGCCAUAUGUUUUUCCAAUUCUUUUUUUUUGUGAUGGAGAAUUAUAAAUCUUGUUUUUGGUUUUCAGAAAUGAAUGUGCAAAUUGUAUACAUUCAUGAACUGAAUGUAGCAGAAUGACACUGACUUGUAAUGACACAUCUGGCCUUAUACAUUUUCUCAAGGUAGCAGAAAAGAGAACAUUAAGCAUUGAAUUAAACUCAAAAUCCAACAUACAAGGACAAAGACAGAGACCGAGUGAGAGGAAAAUAAAUUGAGACCCAUCUCUCUGCUGUUGGAAGUGAGUGAGUUGCUGCCCUGUGGGAACAAAAAACAGGAAGAUUGUGUUGCAGAGGAGCUUGUUUCCUUUUUCCUCUCCUCUGUUUAUGCUGAUCCAUUAAUGGACUGGAUGGUUGAGUGAAAAUGUAGGGAUUUUUUUCAGUUCACUUUGAGUUCAGACCAGGAGAUCAUUUGCACACUAUUAGAAAGUUGGACCAGGGACACUUUUUUAAAUUUGGUUUUUCAGCUUUGUGAAUUUAAAGGAAUCAGCAAUGCGCCAUGUGUUGUUUUUUGAAAGAGAGAUGCUCCCUCCGUACUAUUCAUCCAAUAUCUCUUUUUGAGAAACUGAAUGUUGAAAUGUUGCUCUUUGUAGAUUUCUGACUAGACCUGUGUAUGUGCGUGCAAGGAACAGGUUUGACAUUAACUCUAAAAACACUGCAUGUUUGCCAUAUGCCAUCGAACUCUCAUUAAAUAAACUGCUGGCAGCUAUGACAAA
Cyprinus carpio (common carp) is the source of this 2985-nucleotide messenger RNA. Its product is annotated as chloride intracellular channel protein 4. NCBI's taxonomy places the organism in Eukaryota, Metazoa, Chordata, Actinopteri, Cypriniformes, Cyprinidae. The record is from RefSeq and is a predicted model, not a curated record.